This is a messenger RNA of Xylaria bambusicola, 1319 nucleotides long. Its product is annotated as putative class I glutamine amidotransferase. Bases 408 to 1175 code for a protein of 255 amino acids. The transcript has 3 exons. Lineage: Eukaryota; Fungi; Ascomycota; Sordariomycetes; Xylariales; Xylariaceae. The record is from RefSeq and is a predicted model, not a curated record. Gene Ontology annotation, cellular component: nucleus; cytosol.
AGGAUGCAAGCAACGGCGACGGCAGAGGGGCCGAGUGAUCGCAUCAACCAGAAACCGUCCGAACUGUCGCCCGGAGCGUCAAGUCAGCUCGUGCCAUGUCAUGAAAACGAAUACGUCCGUCGGGUUCUGGGGAUAUUUCUAUAUAAAUGGGGCCCUCGGUCGGUCGUCUUGUCGUUAUCUCUUAGCUCGCUCGGCACAUCAGCCUUCCUCACUCUCGACCCUCGAUACCGAUAUCUCCAGCAUUCCAUCUCAGCCCGUAUCUUCUUUCAUCCCACUUACUUUGCCUGCUUCAUUGCCACUGCUUUAAAUUGGCCUAAACCGUAAACAGCACCUCUUUAUCCAUUCAUCUAUCAAUUCAUUCUUUCGAAAUCCUCAAGCUCAGCUUAGUCUACCACAUUGCCAUCGUCAUGGGUUCCCAAAGCCUCAAUGCGCCAAUCCGGCUUGCAAUCCUUGAGGCCGAUACUCCAGUUCCGGGCAUCAAAGCCAAAUACCAGUCGUAUGGCGGUGUAUUCACCUACUUGUUCAAGCGGGCUUGCGCAUCACUCCCCAAUCCGGUCCCCUUAGAGUCCCGCUUGACUCUCUCUGCUCAUGACAUUGUCAAUGAUCUUACGGCCUAUCCAGACCCUGAAUCCAUCGACGCUAUACUGAUCACCGGUGCUAAGUACAACGCGUUCGAUAGCGACGAGUGGAUUUCUCGCCUUGUCCAAUAUACGAAGCGUUGUCUCGAGGGUGGCCGCAUCCGUGUCAUUGGCAUCUGCUUCGGCCAUCAGAUUAUCGGUCGUGCCCUCGGCGCCGAAUUGGGCAGGAAUACACGAGGUUGGGAGGUCAGCGUUGUCGAGCACGAGCUCACAGACGAAGGAAAGAAGGUCUUUGGCCUGGAAAAGAUGUCGAUCCACCAGAUGCACCGUGAUGCCGUGCUCUCGUUCCCACCGGGCGUUAUCCAGUUGGCACACACAGAAGUCUGCGCCAAUCAAGCCAUGUAUAUACCAGGCAGGAUGAUUUCGGUACAAGGCCAUCCUGAAUUCACAGAGGAGAUGGUGCGUGAAAUCCUGGAAAUGCGCAAAUAUGGCGGUAUCGUCACCGACGGUACCUACCAACAUGGCAUAAAUCGCGUCGCCAACAAGCAAGAUGGCGUCGAAGUCGCACAGGCAUUCUUGAGGUUCUUGCACGAAUGAAGCAUCGCAGGUACAAAAAAAGGAAAGAAAUUGAUAAGAACAGAAAACAGGGAAGAAACACGCCAGUAGCGGGUAAGCACAGGUGAGUUUAUAUUCAGCCGUUGGCUUGUGUCCCUGCUGUACGGCUCGGCGACCGAGAACGGC